Molecule: messenger RNA, 1855 nt
Organism: Setaria italica (foxtail millet)
Lineage: Eukaryota; Viridiplantae; Streptophyta; Magnoliopsida; Poales; Poaceae
Exons: 3
Coding region: 224-1543 (439 amino acids)
Molecular function (GO): protein binding
Source: RefSeq, a predicted model, not a curated record
GGUUCCUUCACUCUCCAAAUCUCCAAUCACUCUCCCAGUCACAGUACAGCGCCGCCUCUUCUGUGCAGGCACCUCACCGGCGGCCACCUCUCCUCCGCUCCUACCACUUUACCAGCCAACAUGCCGUCGGAAGCCGCCGCUCCCUGCACAGUACUGUAGCCUGCCUGAGCCCCUCCAUUCGCAACCAAAUACCCGAGAGCCGAGGACGAGGGAAAUCCUCAAAAUGCUGGGGAAAUGCCGGAGGCCGGCGCCGCGGGACGGCGACGGCGACGGCGACGCGACGGCCAUCCUCGACGACGCGGACCUGGAGGAGAUUCUCCUGCGCCUCCCCUCGGCGGCCGACCUAGCGCGCUCCGCCGCCCUCGUCUGCCGUCGCUGGCGCCGCGUCUCCUCCGCCCCCGCCUUCCUCCGCCGGUUCCGCCGCCUCCACCCGCCCCAGAUCCUCGGAUUUUUCAUCUGCAAAGGCGGCCGCCCCCACCGGUACGACGUGCUCAACCGGUCUCCCCUCCCAGUGCUCGACCCUACCUUCCUGCCGGUGGUCGCGCCUAAUCCCGGCGUCGGCGGCGCCGUCGGCCGAUGCCGGGAUUUCUCCCUCAGCUCGCUCCCCACAGUCGACCAUUGGUCCCUCGCCGACUCUCGCGAUGGCCUCCUGCUCUUCUGCUCGUCCUGCGACCGCUCUACCAAUGAUCGCGACCUUCCGGACCUCAGGGACAUCCCCAAGCACUUCGCCGUCUGCGACCCCUUGUCAGGCCACUCUAUCCUCUUGCCCAAGCCUGGUGCCGGCCUGUACCUUGGGUCUUAUUACCUAGGCGCUGCUUUGGUAAUCAGUGACAAAGACGAGGGGGGCACUGGCAUCUUCUCCUUCGAGGUGCUCAUUGCAACAUACGUUCUUAGGGAGGGGCCGUGCCUCUGUGCUUUCUCCUCAAGCUCACGACAAUGGGUAGUGCUCCCAUGCCCUGACACUUACGAACUUUACAAUUAUGAGACGCCCUGGAUCGAUGAUGGUGCCCGUGACAGUGGGCAUGUCUAUUGGGUCGUACACGACUGGGGAAUGGACUACGAGCAUAUCCUGGUGCUGGACUUGCAAACCAAGAAGUUCUCCACCAUCAAUCUGCCAUGCAGCGGCAUGUGUGAUAAGUACAACAGGAACAUCAAGGUCAUGAGGAGCGAGGGUGACAGGGACCUCCGUGUCGUGGCAAUGGCGUGGUCCCGCUGUGCACUCCAUUUCUGGCGUCAUGACAGGAGCAGGAGUGCCAAAGGCCGAUGGUUGAAAGAGGAUGUCGUGAAGUUUUCGGGUGUGGAUGGGUUGCUUGAUCUCAGAAUGGCAGGUGGAUCUGGUAACAGUUAUUUGAUUAGGAUUGUAGAUGCUGGAGAGGGAUUUGUUUUCAUCAAGCACUAUGAGGCUCCCUGGGUGUUUGUCCUCAAUCUCAAGGAAAUGACAAUGCAAAAGCUGCCAAAUAGGGAACGGUUCUGUGGGCAUGCACUUCCCUACAGGAUGGCUUUGUCUCCCCACUUACCAAAUUUCAGAGAAGGGAACCACUGAGCAAACAAGAAAGGAACCACUGAUCUAGUGAGAUGGACAUUGUCGUUAGCCAUCAGGGGCAGGAUGUAGAAGGCACUGUUUGAAGGGAACUACGGGAAACGGACUUGGUUGCUUGUUUUCCUCCGCUAGUUUAUUCAGUUUGCGAGUUAGCUAUGCCGGUAGACUGGUGAACUAUGUGGUAUUAUGCGUGUGAUGUAUGGUGCGUGUUUUAUUUUAGCAUGCUGCUUGUGAAUGUUCGUGUGCUUCCUUCUGUUAUUUUCAAUGGUGAACUAUGUGGUACUCCCUCCGCUAUCGUGUUAGCUUUUUUAGAUA